UUAAAUGUAUUAAUGAAAUGCAGGCUUAUGUAAAAAAAAUCAAUGAAUUGCUAAGGUAAAGAGACAGAACUACUAUGAUUAUUAAAUACAUUAUGGUUUUCUAAAUAAACAAGGUAAAUAAUAUUAAAGUUCCAAAUUCCUUUUAGAAAGACUGUCAAUUACUUUACAGUGUACUAAUAAUGGGUGUGUAGCUGGGCAGGGCCGGGAGGGAGGAGGGCCGGCUACCCCUACGGUGCCAGGCCAGCUGAAAGGCCUCCUAAUGGACACCACCCGCGCUCUGCUAUCGCUGCCCCCACCAACCCGAAGCCGACUUCUCAAGUGUCUCCUUAAACUCCCGCAAGUCGGCCUCGGAGAGACUCGGAGUGUCUCGGAGAGUUCAGGGCAGGGAUACCGCCGGAAUGUUCAAUAACUCCCGCGGUGGUGGGGAAAGAUCGCGAUACUGCGAUGAGAGGGCCGAGGAGGCGGAAAAGCUGCACCAGCUCCCCAUUCUACGCACGCGCAGAAGUGGGGUUUCUGCGGAAGCAAAGGUGAAGCCGGAAGUGGUGUGGUGGCGGGUGUCGGGGUGAAAGAGCUGAGUUACCGCUUGUUCCGUCACAGGUGAGGUUGGCAGCGCUGAACCUGGCCGAGUCGUGGCGGCUGUGCUGGAGGUCAAGGAUGCAUUCCAAGAAAGUUCCAUGAAACAGUAUCAGCUCCAACCUGAUAGUUGACCUAUCCAUGGAAAACUCAUUGGAUCCUCACCAGAUGAGACCAUAACAGGUACUCUUAAAAACUCUUCCUAUCGAAAAGUAUCAGGACUGAAACUCCAAGAUAUAGACCUACUACUUCAAGAAUGUGCCUGCACCAGCUGACAGUCUAGUGGAUCAGCAAAAUUCCUUGAUCAUCAAGUAGACAUACUCAAGUUACCAACAAAGCAGAGGGCUCAACAUAUCUGUAUAUCUGUUUUUCACACAACGUGUGUAACCCAUUUAGUGGGUCACGAAAUCAGUUCUGUGAGUCACGAUGAACAUUUUUUAAAAAGCAAAAUAAAAUAUAAAAUGUCGAAGUGCUUUGGAUGGAUCCUUUGCCAGAAUUUUGCACAUUGCAAGAAAUACUGAGGGACAAGAACUGUACGGGCAUCUGGGAAGCCUUUAAAGUGGUGCUGGACAAAGAUCCCUGUUCUGUGUUUCCCUCGGACUAUGACCUUUUCAUUAACCUCUCGAGGCACUCCAUUCCCAGAGACAAGUCUCUAUUCUGGGAAAAUAACCACCUACUUGUCACUAGCUAUUCAGAGAAUACCCGUCGCUUUAUGCCUCUAUGUGAUGUUCUGUACGGCAGGGUUGGAGAUUUCUUGACCUGGUGUCGACAGAAAAAUGCCUCUGGGCUCGAUUACCAAUCCUGCCCGACAUGGCAAGAUUGUGAGAACAAUCCUGUGGAUUCUUACUGGAAAAGGGCAUCCAUGCAGUAUUCCGUGGACAGUUCUGGGGUGAUCCAAGUCAUGCUGAAUGGUUCUGAUCCAGCGGGAGCCUAUCCUGUCAAAGGUUUUUUUGCAGAUUUUGAAAUUCCAUACUUACAGAAGGAUAAAAUCACACGAAUUGAGAUCUGGGUCAUGCAUGAAAUCGGGGAACCCGCUGUGGAAUCCUGUGGAGAAGGCAGUGUGAAAAUACUGGAAGAGAGACUGAAGAAAAUAGGUUUCAAGUACAGUUGUAUUAAUGAUUACCUACCAGUGAAGCUCUUAAAGUGUGUGGACUACAGCACCCAUCCUGACUGUGCCUUGAAUUCGGCAGCAGCAUCUACUCUAAGAGAAAUCCAAUCCCUUUAUGAAGAACCAGGUGCCAGCCUUAUCAUUCCUCUCUUAGUGGCAUUGGCUUCAGGUGCUCAAAUGUAACCAAAAUCCAUCCAGCUGUGCUGCCUUACCUGGCCUCCAGCCCUGCAAAGUUAUCCUCUUGCUCUUUGUAUACCAAGUGAUUCUGCUGGUGAACGAAGCUUGUUGCUGGGGAAAAAAUACCCUGCAAUUUAAAAAAAUAUGACAUACAUGCUCAGGAUUUCAGAAACAAGAGAUUAAUUUAGUCCAUUCGAAUUAAAGCAAGUAGUGGUACAGAGCAGUGAGACACAGGCUCUUUGUAAUAUAAUCAAACAUUUUUAGAAAAUUCUAGUUUAUAUUUAUUCAUACCCCCAGCAAUGACACACUGCUUGCUUGUUGAAACCUUAAGACAUAUAUGCACUGUAUAUAUUUAUACAUAAAUAUUUGGUAUGCUUCUGGAAAUGUUUUGUGUUGGAUCAAAUUGCCACACAUAUAGAAUGUGCAUGUGUUUCUCUUUUUCUGAUUAUAAAAGUAAUGCAUGAUCAUUGGAGAAAAUUUGUAAGACAUAAAAGAGUCAAAAAUUGAAAAUAGAAAUCAUUGAUAAGACUACCAUCCAGAGGUAAUUCCUCCUUUAUUUCCUUUCCUUUUACUGUUUUACUAAAAACGUUUAUUAUACAAACAGCACACAUUCAUAUUAUAACUUGUUAAAUUCUCUAAAAAGAUAAUUGAAUUAUAUGAUAAACAUUUUUAUCCUAUUUCUCACACUUACUUCUGACAUCUUCUUAUGUCAUCAAAUGUUCUUUGGAAACAUGACAUUUUAAAUUCAUAUACUGUGAAAUUUACUCUUUUUGGUGUAUAGUCCCAUGAGUUCUGGCACAUACACAGAUUUAUGAAACUGCGACCACAAUCAUAAUGCAGAACAAUUUCAUCAUCUCCCCAAAAUUCCCCUUGCUGCUCCUUUGUAGUUAACUCCUCCCCUUAGCCAUAAAUCCUGGUCAUCACUGAUUUGUUUUCCAUUCCUAUAGCUUUGCAUUUUCCAGAAUUUCAUAUAAAUAGAAUAACUCAGCAAUGUGGCCUUUUGAGUCUGGGUUUUUUCAGUUAGUUGAGUACAUUUGAGUUGCAUCCAUGUCAAUAGUUGUAUGCAUGUCAAUAGUUGGUUCCUUUUUAUUGCUGAUAGUGUUCCACUGUAUAGAUGUGAUGUGCCACAGUUUGUUAAUCCAUUCAUGAGGUGAAGGACAUUUGGGAUGGUAAACAAGAUCUUUACUACUUGAAUGAUAUUCCUUCCUAUCAAUGCACUAAACAAUAUGUAAAUAGUUCCCUAUUAUUGAAUGUUUUAUUUUUCACCCCAUUAUAAAUAACCAUUAAAUAAACAGAAAAGAAAAAAUGACAACAAAAGCUCAUCACUGAUACCUUCCUGUGCCCCUUGCUCCUUGGCUAAGCUGAGGGAUUGUGGGUCUUCACGCAUGGUCACUCGCUAAUGCUGAUGCCCUGGUGGCCAACAAGUGGGCCAGGGCGGGGGGCUCUCUGCCUUUCUGUGGGGCCCUGCAUAGGAGAAGGCCCGUCUCCUUAGAGAGAAAGAGAAUUAUCCUGGUGGUGGCAGCAGCCAUCAACCCUGCAGCCCUGAGUGUGGAGCUCUUUCUUCCUUCCCACUGCCCUUACUCUCUGCGUGAGGCACUCUGAUGUUGACUCUUGUUGGCUUUUGUUGACUCACUAUAAAACUGGGGAAAUGCACGGCUUGAUGAUCAUUGUGUAUAAUAUAUAUUUUCAGUUAAACGUCCUGAAUAUCUCAAGAUCAUCUCAGAUGUGGCCCGGGGCUGAACUCAGUCUUCAGGAAUGAUACAACAGCCUCCAAACUUGUUGCCUUUGCCUUCUGCCUCUUUCUGAUCUCAUCUCACCUCAUCUCCCAUCAUUAUCCUUCUAUUCUGGGGUCUGUGUUCCAGUUGCCCUGUCCCAUGCUCAUUCCAGGGGUUUUCUCUGCUCUGGCAGGACAGGCCAGGUUCCUUGACCAUCGUCAUCAGUCACCCUCAUCACCAACAUGGCCAUAGCUACCAUUAUGGAGCUUUUACCAUGAACCAGUAAGUUAUUACUGUCUAAAGGAAUGAUUUAAUCUUUACAUUGAUAAUCCGAUGAAUCAGUUCUCAUUUCUAUCCUUAUUUUGCAGACAAAGAAACUGAGGCUUGAUGAGGUAAAUUAACUUGCUCAAGGUCACACAGCUAGUAAAUGGAGGUGGUGGAUUUUAAAACCAGGUGGGCUGACUUCAGAGUUGGGGUGCCUAACCAUUUACUGAACUAAGUAAGGACCCAUGAAUGCCAAGGACCCACCUUGGGUUCUGUUACAGCACCAUCUGCUUUCACUGAUUCUUUCCUCUCUACUUUUUCUCAGUCUGCUUAGAUUUCCAACCCUGCUAUCCAUGUUCCAUUUAUGUUUCGCUUCUCCCUUGCACUUUGACAAUGUAUCAGUCUCUCUUAUCUCAAACCAGGCUUCCUUCUUAUCUACACUUGCAUCUCUCCUCCUUGCCUCAGCAUGGAGUUACGAACAUCACCAGAGUGACAUGCUUCCAAUCCUACUCAAACUACUAAGCACCUUAGAUGGUGUGCUGGUUUGAAUGUAUUAUGUCCCCCAGAAAAAGCCAUAUUCUUUGAUGCAAUCUUGUGGGGCAGACAUAUUAGUGGGGAUUAAGU
Molecule: messenger RNA, 4461 nt
Organism: Choloepus didactylus (southern two-toed sloth)
Lineage: Eukaryota; Metazoa; Chordata; Mammalia; Pilosa; Megalonychidae
Gene: BST1
Product: bone marrow stromal cell antigen 1
Exons: 10
Coding region: 1052-1864 (270 amino acids)
Biological process (GO): positive regulation of B cell proliferation
Cellular component (GO): plasma membrane
Molecular function (GO): phosphorus-oxygen lyase activity; NAD+ nucleosidase activity
Source: RefSeq, a predicted model, not a curated record